Messenger RNA from Pseudopipra pipra, 907 nucleotides. RefSeq names its product histone H2A.Z. Gene Ontology annotation, molecular function: DNA binding; protein heterodimerization activity; structural constituent of chromatin. The record is from RefSeq and is a predicted model, not a curated record. Bases 185 to 571 code for a protein of 128 amino acids. NCBI's taxonomy places the organism in Eukaryota, Metazoa, Chordata, Aves, Passeriformes, Pipridae. Gene Ontology annotation, cellular component: nucleosome; chromatin. Gene Ontology annotation, biological process: heterochromatin formation. The transcript is spliced from 5 exons.
GGCCGGGGUUCCCGGAUGCGGGCGCGCUCGGCGGUUAUAAAGGGCCGGGGGAAGGCGGGAGCGGCUGCAGUUUGAAUCGCGGCGGGUCGGGGUAGGUUGGUGCUGUCGCCCGAGCUCAUUGCGUGCGGGACGCUCUCUGCCUCGGUCUGCCACCCACCUUCGCGGCGCUGCGCUCCGGUUCGCCAUGGCUGGCGGGAAAGCUGGGAAGGACUCCGGGAAGACCAAGACCAAAGCAGUGUCCCGUUCCCAGCGGGCUGGAUUGCAGUUCCCUGUUGGCCGCAUCCACAGGCACCUGAAGUCUAGGACAACCAGCCAUGGACGUGUGGGAGCCACAGCUGCUGUGUAUAGUGCUGCAAUCCUGGAGUACUUGACAGCUGAGGUCCUUGAGCUGGCGGGAAAUGCAUCCAAAGACUUGAAGGUGAAACGUAUCACUCCCCGUCACUUGCAGCUUGCCAUUAGAGGAGAUGAAGAGUUGGAUUCUCUGAUCAAGGCAACAAUUGCUGGUGGUGGUGUAAUACCGCAUAUCCACAAGUCUCUCAUUGGCAAGAAAGGACAACAGAAGACUGUCUAAAGGAUACCAGGAUUCCUUGUUAUCUCAGGACUCGAAGUACUUAACUUGUCCAGUGUUGGUGAUUCCAGUGGACUGUAUCUGUGAAACACAAUUUUGCCUUUUUUUAACUUUGAGAAGCUAAGGCUCCCUUGAGCUUUCUAACAAACCAAAUUUCUGCAUUGAAGUCUUAACUGUAUUUAAGUGUUACCAUGGCUUCAAAGAAGCUAUUGUGUUUGUAGUGGGUUUUAAUUGAGUUGACUGUUUCUAGAUUGGUUUGAGUAAGUUAAGGAAAUGUUUGGUUUUGUACAGACGUUUCAUCCACUAGAGUGGAAAUACUCAAUAAAUGUUAUGUCAAGA